AUGGCUUCGAAGCUGCUGCAGCGGCCAGCACGCCAAUUGCUCGCUCGAGCCAACACCACAUCCAAUGCAUCCUGUGUAUGCCCGGCACGAGCCUUCCAUGCGUCUGCACCUCGACAAGACCCCGUCCUCGAUGCCAUCCUCUACCUGCCACACGAGAUGAUGGGCCUGAUCCACACCCAGGUCCCGUGGUACGCCGCCAUUCCACUCUCGGCCUUCCUCCUUCGAGGCGCACUCGUCACGAGUGUUGGAACGUGGGCACGCUCGCUCAUGGCACGCUACAUCGGUCUGCAACCACUCCGCCAGGCCCUUGCACGCGCAAAGCGUGAUGAAGUGCUCAGGGAGAUGCACAAGCAGGGUGGAGCUCGGUCGCCGAAAGAGGCCAAGACUAGGACUAUGGCCGAAGUCAACAAGGCCGUCACACAGCUGGACGCCCGGUGGAAGGUAUCGCUCAAGGGCCAGAUUGGGUGGACCUUGAUCCAGAUACCCAUCUUCUUCACCAUGGCCGAGGUCAUCAGGAAGAUGUGCGGUGCGAGAGACGGACUUUUGGCUCUGACUGCUUCUUCGGUGGAAGGGAUCAAGGGUGCCCUCAACGACACGACCAACGUGGAGGGAGUAGCUGCAUUGUCUACGAGCCCCUUCUUCGAGCCGUCACUCGCAAUCGAAGGCAUGCUAUGGUUUCCAAACCUGAUUACGCCGGAUCCCUUCCUACCCUUCAUCGUCUCAGGCCUCAUGUUCUCGAACAUCUACUUCACCAAGAACGCGCCCACGAGCGACAAGAACUGGCCCAACGCUAUUCGACGAUUACUUCUUGGUGUUUCGUUACUCAUUGGCCCGCUGUGCCAGAAUUUGCCUGCCGGCUUGAUGCUCUACUGGGCUGGGAGUACGACAUCAGUCAUGGUCUGGAACAAGUGGCUCGACUGGAAGUACCCAGCGCCUACGGACUUCACGGCCUGCAGGAGACCGCUGCAGAUGCCGCCGGUCAUGAAAUCGAAAGCCCCAGUCAGGAGAAUAUGA
Didymella exigua CBS 183.55 is the source of this 1014-nucleotide messenger RNA. RefSeq lists its product as uncharacterized. Gene Ontology annotation, molecular function: membrane insertase activity. The transcript has 2 exons. Gene Ontology annotation, cellular component: mitochondrial inner membrane. The coding region runs from base 1 to 1014 and encodes 337 amino acids. The record is from RefSeq and is a predicted model, not a curated record. Gene Ontology annotation, biological process: protein insertion into mitochondrial inner membrane from matrix; mitochondrial respiratory chain complex IV assembly. NCBI's taxonomy places the organism in Eukaryota, Fungi, Ascomycota, Dothideomycetes, Pleosporales, Didymellaceae.